Molecule: messenger RNA, 772 nt
Organism: Ornithodoros turicata
Lineage: Eukaryota; Metazoa; Arthropoda; Arachnida; Ixodida; Argasidae
Gene: MED9
Product: mediator of RNA polymerase II transcription subunit 9-like
Exons: 2
Coding region: 35-343 (102 amino acids)
Biological process (GO): regulation of transcription by RNA polymerase II
Cellular component (GO): mediator complex
Molecular function (GO): transcription coregulator activity
Source: RefSeq, a predicted model, not a curated record
UGAUACCCGUCAGGUUUUAGCGUCUUGUUGCACUAUGGCAAGUGUGGAGGAAGCAAGCAGCGAUAUUUUACAUCUUCUUUAUGAUAUUAUUCGAAGUAUUGAAAGGGAUUCGCACGACCCAAACCAGAAGCGUGACAGCUACGACAGUGCACUGAAAAUUCAGGACCUGCGAAACAAGCUUCAGACCUGUCGAGAACUGGUUCAGAAAUUACCUGGCAUCGAUUUGACGCAGGAGGAGCAGUUGCACAAAGUUGAAGCUCUAAAGAAACAACUGAUAAAGAAGAGGGAACUGCUCAUCAAGUACAAAAGCAUGUGCCACUUUGAUACACCUGAUAUGAAAUGACAGCAGGUAGCAGAAGAAAGAAUGUUGCAGCUACAUCACAGGUUGUCGAAGCUACUGCCAAUAGCAAGGAAUGGCAUCACAUGCAAUGUUUCACAAUACCACUCUCCAGUGUUACGUCAGAUCCAUGAACAUUACUACAGUCAUUUUCUCAACAAUCCAAAGUACAGGACAGUUGCUAGAUCAGAUUUGAAUCUACAAAAGGAACUUCUGAAUAGGCAUUUCCUUCAAGUGAAUCCAGCUGGUCUUAGUGACACUGAGUUACUCCAAGCUAUUCUUUUGUGCCGUGACUCUUCAGUCUUCAAGAGCAAAUGGAAAGAUUUGGACAGGGAGUGUUGUAAAAGAAUAUCAAAAUUCAGCUUCAGCAUAAGUGUACAAAUCAUGGAUUCAUGGAUAACUCAACUUGGCAACACAGCGUUCAAUGGAGAGUUU